CAAACAAAAGUAAUAAGUUUGCUGUUUGUAAAUUCUGCAUUGACGGCUCUACAUAUGAUGAUGCUCUUAAAAAUCGAAUAACUAAUACCCAACGAGAAUGCAGGCGCCACCUUGACUCUUGUAAAUAUUUUAUAGAAAAGUAUCCUAGUGAAGCAGAGCGUAAUAAUAUUUUAAACCCAAUAUUAGAGAAUAAUUUACAAGAAAAAAUUUCUUCAACUAAUUCUAGUAGAGGUAGUUCAGGUAAACGAGUUCGAUUAGGCCUAAAUAAUGACUUGUCAUUAGAUAAUUAUUUUGCAAAGCCACUUUCAGAUAAGCAAAAAGAAAAAUUAGAACAACAAAUUUUAAGAGCAACUAUUUCAUGUGGUAUUGCUUUUACUUGGGUUGAUGAUCCCGAAAUGAAAAAACUAUUUCAUUAUAUAAAUCCUGCUAUUGAGUUACCAAAACGUCGUACACUUUCAGGUCGAAUUUUAACCUAUGCUGCUAACAACAUUAUAGAACUACAAAAAAAAGACAUGCAAAUAGAUAAACUUGGUGCUAUGUUAACUUAUGACGGUUGGAAAAAUAUUAAAAAAGAAAGUUUAUUAGGAAUAGCAUUAAUUAAUUCAAAAGGUAAAAUAUCUAUUUGGGGUGUAGAAGAUCUUUUAGGAAAACGAAUUAGAUGGCCUGAGAUUGUAGAAAUUACUAAUGAUCUUUUUAGCAAAUUUGAGGAUAAUGAUAUAAAAGUUAAUUGUCUUGUAACUGAUUCUGCUCCUGAAUUUAUGGCAGCACGAUCACAAGGCUUAGAUACUAGUUUAAUUAAUUUUCCUGAAGAUAUUCUUACAAAUCUUCUUGAUAACUCUUGGUGGUCUGAUUUACAACAACUUGAAUUGCUUCUUUUACUCUAUUGUGCAGCAUUAAACAAAUUGCAAUGUGAUCAUGCUAGACUUCAUGAUGUCUUACACAAACGUCGAUGGAAUAUAUGGGAACAACCACUAUUACUAUUAAGCUUCUUACUUCAUCCUAAAUAUCGUGACAAUAUGUUUAAUAAGCAAAUUCGUAAUCUGUCUUUUCCUCAUUUUGAGAGAUUAUAUCCAUUUCGAGAUGAAGAUUAUCAACAGUUUGGAAAAAAUGAUGAUAUUCUUUCUUUUUGGAAUUUUGUUAGUGGAUUUACUGAAGAGUUACAUCUUAUUGCACAACGUAUUUUUUCAAUUUGUAUUAGCUCAGCAUCUAUCGAACGUUUAUUUUCUACAAUGGGCUGGUUACAUAACUUUCGAAGAAACCAAUUAAAGCCUGAAAAGGUAGUAGCAAUGUGUCAAAUACGUAGUGAUCUAAUAUAUUCACGCCGAAUAGAAGAAAUUAAUGAAUCUAAAAAAAAGUUUAUCCAAACACGAGUUGCAACUCAUGCAACACUAUCUAAGAAUAAGGAUGAUGAGAUAUCUCAAGUAUCAGAAGAUGAGAAUACGGAAUUAGAUGAUAUUGAACAAUUUGAAAAAAAUGGCAAAAUUAACUCAGUUAAUGAAUGGCAAGAAACUGUAAAUAAUUGGGAUUCUCUUGUAAUAGAGGAUGAAGAAGCGACAGUAGAAUUAGAUUAUUCAGAUGAAGAAUUGAUUGAACAUAGUUUUGAAGAUGAACAUCCUGCU
Messenger RNA from Scutellospora calospora, 1619 nucleotides. NCBI's taxonomy places the organism in Eukaryota, Fungi, Glomeromycota, Glomeromycetes, Diversisporales, Gigasporaceae. The record is from the annotation of a GenBank genome assembly.